AUGAAGCUGAAAAUCAAGACUUUGAAUAACCUGGAGGCGGAGGUUGACGUGGAGGCGGGUGUAACCGUGGCGGAUUUGAUGAAGGCUGUGGAGGCUGCUCUGCCGUCGUUGCCGUCGGACCGUCAGAAACUGAUCCACUCUGGGAAGGUUUUGAAACGAGAAUUACGGCUCUCCGAUUACUCUGACAUAAAGGAAGGAGACAAGGUCAUCGUGAUAACGUCCAAGCAGCCAUCCACUGUUCCCACCGCGCCAGCUGUUGAGCAGCCCGUUUCAUCUACCGAAGUGCAACCUUCUGCGGCGGCUGAGUCUACGGAGCCUUUGGCCUCUGCAGCUUCAAGAUUCGUUACUGGUUCUGAGCUCGAAAUGAACAUUUCCCGUAUUUGCGAAAUGGGUUUCCCGCGCGCCGAUGUGGAACAGGCUAUGGCAGCUGCUUUUAACAACCCUGAGCGCGCUGUUGAAUUCCUUUCUACAGGUAACAUCCCACAGUCUAAUGACCUUUUGCUAAAUUCUAACGUGGAGGACAACCAGCCAUCGAAUAAUGCGACGCAUGCGACGAGGCCGGAUGGCUCCUUGCAAUCGAUCCAAUCGCAUCCCGCCUUCCGCCAAAUGAGACGGGCGCUUAACUCUGACCCUCAGAUGCUGCAGCAACUGCUCGAAAACAUCGGUAGAACAAACCCGGAGUUGCUUCAGAGCAUAGUGGAGCACCAAGACGAGUUUAUGAACAUGCUAAACAGUUCGGGCAACCCAGAUCCGUAUUCCUCCUCUGAGGAGGGCCCUGCCGUUGUCCAUCUGACAGAGGAGGAGCUGGCCAUCGUCCAGCGGCUGGAGGGCAUGGGAUUCCCGCGUCCCGCAGUAAUUGAAGCGUUCUUAGCCUGUGACAAGAACGAGGAGAUGGCGGCCAACUAUUUGCUCGAGAAUGCCAACGACUUCGCGUCCGAGGAGUGA
Molecule: messenger RNA, 945 nt
Organism: Babesia ovata
Lineage: Eukaryota; Apicomplexa; Aconoidasida; Piroplasmida; Babesiidae
Product: UV excision repair Rad23
Exons: 6
Coding region: 1-945 (314 amino acids)
Biological process (GO): proteasome-mediated ubiquitin-dependent protein catabolic process; nucleotide-excision repair
Cellular component (GO): nucleoplasm; cytosol
Molecular function (GO): proteasome binding; ubiquitin binding; damaged DNA binding
Source: RefSeq, a predicted model, not a curated record